CGCCCCGGACCCCGCCCCUCGGGCCAGCCCUGCGCGGGGUCAUUGUCUUCAGCCGUGCGGUGCUGUAACCGCCUUCCAGCUCCUGGACGCUGCGGUCCUCUGGCCGCGGCCGCCGGGGACCAUGGAGUUUGCAGAGCUGAUUAAGACCCCACGAGUGGACAAUGUGAUGCUUCACCGGCCUUUCUAUCCGGCCGUUGAGGGGACCUUGUGUCUGACUGGCCACCAUCUGAUCCUGUCCUCCCGGCAGGACAACACGGAGGAGUUGUGGCUCCUCCAUUCAAACAUCGACGCCAUCGACAAGCGAUUUGUGGGACCACUGGGUACCAUCAUCAUAAAAUGCAAAGAUUUUCGAAUAAUUCAGUUGGAUAUUCCUGGAAUGGAGGAAUGUUUGAAUAUAGCCAGUUCCAUUGAGGCAUUGUCUACCCUGGACUCCAUCACCCUGAUGUACCCUUUCUUUUAUCGGCCCAUGUUUGAAGUGAUGGAAGAUGGCUGGCAUUCUUUCCUUCCUGAACAAGAAUUUGAACUCUACUCUUCAGCUACCAGUGAAUGGAGAUUAAGCUAUGUCAAUAAGGAAUUUGCAGUCUGCCCUUCUUACCCACCAAUUGUCAUAGUACCCAAAUCCAUUGAUGAUGAAGCUCUUCGGAAGGUAGCUAUGUUUCGACAUGGAGGACGCUUCCCAGUACUCAGCUAUUAUCAUAAAAAAAAUGGAAUGGUAAUUAUGCGAAGCGGUCAGCCACUGACUGGCACAAAUGGGAGACGGUGCAAAGAAGAUGAGAAGCUGAUAAAUGCUACCCUCCGAGCAGGAAAGCGUGGCUACAUCAUUGAUACUCGAUCUCUAAAUGUAGCUCAGCAAGCUAGAGCCAAAGGAGGUGGCUUUGAACAAGAAGCUCAUUAUCCCCAGUGGAGGCGGAUUCAUAAGUCCAUUGAGAGGUAUCACGUUCUUCAGGAGAGCUUAAUCAAACUUGUGGAAGCUUGUAAUGACCAAACACAUAACAUGGACCGAUGGCUCAGUAAAUUGGAGUCUUCAAACUGGCUGACGCACAUCAAAGAGAUUCUGACAACUGCCUGUCUAGUGGCGCAGUGUAUCGACAGGGAAGGAGCAUCCAUAUUGAUUCAUGGAACAGAAGGAACUGAUUCCACACUUCAGGUGACCUCCCUGGCCCAGAUCAUCUUGGAACCAAGAAGCAGGACCAUCCGUGGUUUUGAGGCCCUGAUAGAAAGAGAGUGGCUGCAGGCUGGCCACCCGUUCCAGCAGCGCUGUGCACAGUCAGCCUAUUGUAAUAGUAAGCAGAAGUGGGAGUCGCCUGUGUUUCUUCUCUUCUUGGAUUGUGUGUGGCAGAUACUUCGUCAGUUCCCUUGUUCUUUUGAAUUUAAUGAGAAUUUCCUCAUCAUGCUCUUUGAGCACGCUUAUGCCUCACAAUUUGGAACAUUUCUGGGCAACAAUGAAAGUGAAAGAUGUAAGUUGAAGCUACAGCAGAAAACGAUGUCUCUGUGGUCUUGGGUCAAUCGGCCCAGUGAACUGAGCAGAUUCACCAAUCCUCUCUUUGAAGCCAACAAUCUUGUCAUCUGGCCUUCGGUUGCUCCACAGAGUCUUCAGCUCUGGGAAGGUAUUUUCCUACGUUGGAACAGAUCCUCCAAGUAUUUGGAUGAAGCAUAUGAAGAAAUGGUUAACAUCAUUGAAUAUAAUAAGAACUUACAAGCAAAAGUAAAUCUCCUUAGGAGGCAGUUGGCGGAACUGGAGACUGAGGAUGGGAUGCAGGAGAGUCCCUGAAAGAUGUCCCCACACCUGUGUAUGAACCUUCCCGCACCCGUAUCCCACCUCUCUCUCCUUUUGCCCUUCAGCUCACUUUUACACAGUAGCCUUGAACUUCAGGCUUUAAAUGUGAGAACCCUCUGAUCUAAUGGAUUUCUCAGUACUUUAUGAAUGAAACUCACUAUAAUUAUUUAUGUUUCACAUGGCCUCUUAGGCCUCUUUACUUUGGGAGCAGGAAGGAGGUGCUAGUCAUUUUAUUUUAUAUGAACCAGGUGACCUCUGUAAUGCCAUUUGUGUUAUAUGCCAUUUCAUUAUAAUUUUUUCUGUGUCCACUUUCAAACAAUGCUUCAGACCAGUCAAGGAUAUGAUUAAUCUCUUUAGGGGAUGUUAGUUUAAAAAAAAAGAUCAGAUGUUUAAACACUUUGAAUAUAGAAAUAUUUUUCAAAACUGAAAUGGUGGAUAAACCAAGAAUUUUAUGUUUAAUAUGCCAUUUCCAAUACCUUUGCCAUUCUCUUUAAAAUAGUUUUGGACUAACAAAAGCUGAAUUCCGUCUCACUCUGGUUUGUCAAGAAAGGAAAUUCUGAAUAUUUAUUCAAGGUAAAUUAUUUUUAUAAGGGCAACAGGUAUAGCCCUCUGAUAUUUACCUUAAGAAGUAAACUUAACAGUAGACAGUAAAAGUAUGUGCAAUAUAGAAAGUAGGAAUUUGUUACUGAUAUGGUAUUGUUACUGUUGAAUUGGUUUUUCAGGUUUUUUACCAUACAUAUUAAAUAUGUAUCAGAUGCUAGAUGUAACAUUAAACCAUCAUUUAUAAUAGAUGUUAAUUUGUUAUGAUUAAGCUACAAAUAUGGUUUCCUUAAACCAGAGAUGCACUGCCCUUGUCUGACAUUCUUAUUGCACUGGUUUAUGUAUGUAUGUGUAUGUUUUAUUGUGUUUUGUUUUAUUUUUAAGUAUUCUAGGAGUUUACUAAUACUGAGGUUACAAUGUUCAUGGUGGUUUGAGCCUUUUGAAAAUUUACCUGGACUCUGCUGAUUUUUCCAUUAUAUGUUAGGCAAAUAUAAUUUCAGUGGAGGUAAAAGUUUAUGAACAUGAUACAGCUAUGAUUUAAACUUCAGAUUUGAAAUGUUUCAAUGUUAUAGAAACAGUGAUGACUAUUUAUGCAAUGCUAGUUCAUGCCUACAACUCUAAAAGUUUGCAGUUCAGUGCUUUUCAUGUACAUUUCUGUUUUGUGGAAUUGCUUAUUUUAACAAAUGCUAUCAAUUCCAAUUAUCCUUUAAAAGGAUAGUUGAAAAGUAAUCAUUAAUACCAUUUCUACCCCAUCUGUAUAUAACCAUUGCAGUAUAAAACAUACCAAAACUGAACCCUGCUCUAUAGCUAUGUAUUGAGCUAAAAGUAUAAUUUUUAAAAAUCGACUCUCAAAAUCUCUGGCCACAUUCAGAAACUUUAGAAAGUGGCAAGUUCUUUCUAUCUCCAGUUAUCUUUUUUCUGUCUCCUCAGACUUGUAGCAAAAGGCUGGACAACAGUUCAUAGAACUCUCUCUGGUAAAUGUGCCUGCCUUCUCCUAUAAGCUCAGUUUUAUUCUCGACUUAUUUUCUUGGCUAUAGUUAUGAAUCUCGGGGCAUGAAAGCCCUCACCAGAAGGCUAAGGCAAGGCGUGAAGGAGAUGUACUAUCCUGCAAUGGAUAUCUCUGUGUUGUGUGAAACCUUUAUAUUUUUAAAAAGAGGAAACACACUAGCUUUUUCAUGGCCCCUCAGAAUUGCUUGCUGCUUUGUCCAGGCAGCUGACCUUUCUGUUUUCUUAAUUUUGUCUCAAGACUAGAUAUGAAUAAGGAACCCUUUUUUCUCUGUUAAUGGACGCAUAAGGAAAACCUCUAGAGAUUUAUUUAUUUUUUAGUAAUUCUUUAAAAGUGACGCCCCCACUAGUGAUAUUGAUUGGCCAUAGAACUUCUGUGGGUUUAAACUUUGGAGGGAAUUUUUAUCAGGUUUGGUCAUGGAGAAAUUGUAUGCCAUCAAUUUAUACCUGUCUUCCUGAUGCACAUUUUAUGUGUGAGCCAGAGUACAGUAGCAUAGUGUUUCAGUUUCUUUUUAUUUCUUUUAUUGAGACAGAAAUCUUAGGCUGUUUGGACAAGUUUGCAUUGUAGUAUUAAUUUGUAAUUACAGAUUGUCCAGACCACACUUCUGACUACAGCCUGUAAAAACAAACUUUGGUGUCAAUGCACUUUCAGAGGGGUCAUCUAAUCAUGUCGAUAUUUAGGUUUCCCAAACUCGAGAACUCUGUCAAAAGCAAGUGCAUUGUCAAUAUAGCGAGAGGGUUUUUAGUAAUACUAUAAGUUACCCAUCUGUUGGAUGAGAAGAAUACAUACAGUGGAUAUACUCCUGAGAAGAUACUUGUUAAACAUUAAGUUUGGACAAUUGUCUUUGAUAAAUGUGGCUUUAAAAUCUUUAAGAGAAUGGUGACAGAAUUAGUGAGCAAGCAAAUUGCCUCAUAGGAGUCAGUAACAACAAUCAAGGGAAAUAAUUCAAGUUCUUGUAUACUAGGCAUCUUCCAUAUUCAUUUAUAGUGAAGGCUGCUGGUUUACAUUUUGGGGAUGCAAAACGUAUGUCCCACAAAGAAUAUCUUAAAAAUACAAAGGAUUGCUAUAAUCCUCUUAUCAGCAAUACAAAGAUUUUUAGAUUUAAAUUAAUGACUUUUUUAAAAAUCAGAAGAACAUGGUUGAUAAUAUAAAAAUGCCGAAACUUUCAGUGGUGAGACUUUUCGGUAAUUGUCUGGUCAAAAUUUUUUAUUUUGAUUUUAUUUAAUGGGAAGAAAAGCAGAAAUUGUAAAAUCUAACAGGUUUAAACCUACAAAUAGUUUUUAUUUCUAAGAAAAAUUAGGCCUUUGAAGCAAGGUUUUGAAGUGAUUUUUAGAAAAGCUUGAGGAGACUGUAGACAGUCAUCUCAGAUCCCAUUGGGGAAUUUUAAAACUUUCCUUUGAACCCUGAAGGCUGAUUGACAGAAGUGAUAUGUCAUCACUUUUUAUUUUAAAGGAUGAAAUUUAGUGAGAUUUCAGUCUUUGAUUCAGUUAGUGUUUAUAUUAAAUAAAAAAUCAAUAUCAUGGAAAAGAUUUGAACAGUAGUUGUCUCUUGACAUGAAAAAUAGGACAUUUUGCUGCGUUUUAAAAACCUGCUUAAAGAUAUCACUCAUGUAGUUAAUCUGGUGUCUGGAUUAGCUGUUUCAGUUGUCAGUAUUAACUGGGUUAUCAGGUUCAUUUGUUAUAACCUGAAACAAAAGUUUCGGUAUUUACCCAUAUCCAGAUUUAAUGAAUGAAAAGUGUAUGAGGUGUUAUGAGCACUCUUGAUCAGAAACUUAUUUCUUGGACCAAAAACAAGCAAUUUUUAGAACAGUUGAUCCUCUGUUCUGGCAGCUAUGAAAUUUACCAGAGAAUGAAGUCAUUCAGUAUAGCUGAUAUAGGUUCAUGUUAUACCUCAAGACAAUAUAGAUGAGCUAUUUCUUAUUCUUUAACAUGUUCGAUCUUUCCUCCCUCCCAGAGCUGAUAUCCUAAGUUAUUACCAGGUAGUGUUUUUAUGUAAAUCACCAUCUUAACAAAGAACAUUAAAAGACUGAUUUCACCAUUAUUAUUUAUUCUCAGAUGAUAAGAAAUGCUAAUUGUCUUACAAUAUCAGUUUUCUAAUUUUUAUUUUACUGAAUAAAGCUGCUUUUACCUUUAUUCAGUCUUUAUAACCUAGUGUCCACAGCAUCUUCUUCCUUUAAGCCAACAGCCCAGAAGAGAACCUCUGAAACUCGUAUGACUAGGUUUUAGAAAAUCUUGGACUUGUUAUCUAAAUUCCCUCUAAGAAACCCAGUGUCCUAUUUUUAAACGACAGUGUGGAACUCUAGUUUGUGCUUAAUUUAGUGAAAGAUAGUGGGGCUCACUGUAGACACUACUUUGUCCUGAAAACAUAAUUCCUGAUGAGAGCUUACUGACUUGUAGAGCUAUUCUGGUUAACCACCCUGUGAGUAUACAGAUGAACUGUAUUUGUGAUUUGUAAUAAAAACAAGUUGUGCAACACUGCCUGUGUCUGUCUGUCUGCCCAAGACAUUUGUUUUGCUUUUAAAAUGCACAUAUCUUUGGAGAGGUGGAUUAUUCUACAAAAUAUACCCUGAGUUCUGUUAUUUAGAAUCCUUAUAACUCUAUCACCAUCUAUACUAAAGAUGUACUUGCACAACUUAGUUAUUUUAAAAAAGUAUAUGUAUUUCUUCAAUAGCGGGUAUUUGAAUUGUACUCUUGAUAUAUUUGAAUGUGACUCUUGGAAUUAAGUGCACUAUUCAUGUCUCACAAUAAAAUUGCACUAUAUGGCAAA
Messenger RNA from Miniopterus natalensis, 6089 nucleotides. It is a transcript of the gene MTMR9, whose product is annotated as myotubularin related protein 9. The record is from RefSeq and is a predicted model, not a curated record. Gene Ontology annotation, biological process: negative regulation of autophagy; phosphatidylinositol dephosphorylation. Gene Ontology annotation, cellular component: cytoplasm. NCBI's taxonomy places the organism in Eukaryota, Metazoa, Chordata, Mammalia, Chiroptera, Miniopteridae. Gene Ontology annotation, molecular function: protein phosphatase binding.